AUGGCUACCCCUAGUGUCCUCGCUUUUGACGCCGAGGGUCGAGCCAUUGACUUUGACGUCUGGGUAGAUGACCUGCAGCUGUUCUUACAGUGCGAUAGGGCAGACGGUCUCUCCCUCUUUGACCUCACUUCUGGUGCCUCUCCUGCUCCUGCUGCUGAUGCUGACGCCACUGUUCGCUCACAGUGGGCCACGCGCGAUGCUGCUGCACGUCUUGCAGUGCGUCGCCACCUCCCUACCUCUGAGCGUGCGCACUUUAGCCAGUACAAGAGUGCUCAGACCUUGUACGAUGCUGUAGUUGCACACUACUCCUCCCCUGCCACUGCUGCACUGAGCCAUCUCAUGCUACCGUACCUCUUCCCUGACCUUGCUGCCUUUCCCACAGUCGCUGACCUCAUUACGCACCUCCGCACUAGUGACACUCGCUACCGCGCUGCGCUUCCUGCUGACUUCUGCGCCAAGAACCCCCCCCCAUUGCGGCGUCUGCCCCUAGCGGGAGACGCCGCUCUGGCAAGUGCAAGGGGGGCAGGGGCACUGGAGGAGCGAGCGGGGGCGGUGGAGGUGGAGGUGGAGGCGGCGGGGGGAGUGGGGGUGGCGGUGGGAGUAGAGGUGGGGGUGGAGGUGUCAGUGGCGGCAGUGCAGGCGGAGGCGGCGACGGCGGUGGCGGUGGGAGCGGACGUGGCGGAGGUGGUGGCGGUGGAGGAGGCGGCGGAGGCGGCGGUAGAAGCGGAGGCGGCGGAGGCGGCGGAGGCGGCGGGGGUGGCGGUGCAACUGGUCGCGGGUCUACGCAGAGGAGUGGCUCCGGUGGUGGUCCGCCCCAGCAGCAGCAGCGCGGUCGUGAGACCCUGUCCCCUCAGCAGCUUCGUGAGUGGUACACUGCACGCUAGCGGGUGUGGGGGUGCGCACCCCACCCAGCGCUGCUUUGGCCGCCUGACGGACGCGUGGCGUCACCAGUUCCCGGAGGCCACAGAGAUCCCUCGCUGGGGCGAGCUGUCUAGGGCGGGAGUUCCCAUCUAUGAUCUUGAUUUUGAUCCUAUCCUUUUUGCCAUGUAUGCUGUGUCUAUUUGUGAUGAGGGUGACUGUUACCGGUCUUUCCCGCCCGACCCGGGCAUUGAGACUGCUGCUCUUGAUACUGGUGAGGCUGCUGCUCUAGGUGCCAGUGAGGCUGCCGCUCUAGGUGCCAGUGCGUCUGCGUCCUCAGGUGCUGGUGAGUCUGCGCUCGCAGGUACCGCGUCGGCUUCGGCCUCCCUCACCUUCACACUUGACUCAGGGGCUUCUCGCUCCUUCUUUCAAGACCGCACCACACUCACGCCGCUUGGUCGGCCGGUUGCACUCUCCCUGGCUGACCCCUCUGGGGGUCCUGUCCUUUCUCACUUCUCCACUGUCCUCCCGUGUCCGGCUGCCCCCUCUGGCACCUUGUCUGGUCUUUACCUCCCCUCGUUCUCUAUGAACUUGGUGAGUGGUGCUGACCUACAGGAUGCGGGGGUUCACCAGUUUACUCCUGCGAGUCAGCGGGUGACCCACUGCUCGGACGCUCGCACAGGCCGGCACCUGGCCACGUUUACGCGUCGGCCGGGGUCGAGCUUGUACACCCUGACCACUGAGUCUCCUCCUGUCCCUGCGUCUGGUCAGGUAGCUGCGUCGGGUCAGGUGUUUGCUGCAGCGUCCAGGUCUGGCCCUGAGUCUGCCCCCUGCUCGUGUCGCCUCCUGUCUCACGAGACUCUCCUCUGGCACCACCGCCUUGGUCACCCCUCCCUGCCUCAUCUCCGCGGCAUGGCCUCCCGUGUCCUUGUCUCUGGUCUUCCCCGGUCCCUCCCUCCCCUUCCUCCGGGGCCUGGCCCCACCUGCGUCCCCUGUGUCGAGGGGCGGCUGCAGGCUGCCCCUCACUCCUCUCAGUUUCCCCCGACAGAGGCCCCGCUGCAGACGCUUCACAUGGACGUGUGGGGCCCGGCCCGCGUCCGUGGACAGGGUCACGAGCGCUACUUCCUGCUGGUGGUUGACGACUACUCGCGUUACACCACAGUCUUCCCCUUGCGCAGCAAGGGUGAUGUCACUGAGGUGUUGAUCGACUGGAUCCGCGCAGCUCGUCUCCAGCUCAGGAGGAGCUUCGGCUCGGACUUUCCUGUUCUGCGUCUGCACUCUGACCGAGGCGGAGAGUUCUCCUCUGGCCUUCUGCGAGCCUACUGCCGUGCGCGAGGCAUCCGCCAGACCUUUACGCUUCCGGACUCUCCACAGCAAAAUGGGAUUGCUGAGCGCCGCAUUGGCAUGGUCAUGGACGUCGCCCAUACGUCCAUGAUGCAUGCGGCUGCCCCCCAUUUUCUGUGGCCGUUUGCGGUUCGGUACGCGGCGCAUCAGAUCAACCUUCACCCCAGGGUCUCCAUGCCAGAGACCUCCCCAGCUUUGCUGUGGACAGGGAAGGUAGGCGAUGCGUCUGCGUUCCGUGUCUGGGGAUCUCGGGCGUUUGUCCGCGACUUGUCUGCGGACAAACUGUCCCCUCGUGCUGCUCCUUGCGUCUUCCUUGGCUUCCCCCCUGACGCGCCAGGGUGGCAGUUCUACCACCCCACCUCUCGUCGUGUUCUGUCCUCCCAGGACGUCACGUUUGACGAGUCGGUCCCCUACUACCGCCUCUUCCCCUACCGCACUCCUUCCCUCCCCCCGCCACCGCUCUUCCUUGUGCCAGGUCCCCCCCCGGUAGACCCCCUCCCCCCUCAGGGUCGUGCCCCUUCAAGUGUGUCCCAGGUAGACGCAGUCGAGCCUGUCGAGGUUACAGGUGACUCUGGUGCUGCUGGGGGUGCUGAGCCUGGGGGUGGUGAGACUGGGGGUGUUGGGCCUGGGGGUGCUACGCCUGGGGGUGCUGAGCUUGGGGGUGCUACGCCUGGGGGUGCUGAGCCUGGGGGUGCCACGUCUGGAGCUGCUGAGCCUGAGGGUGCGGAGCCGGCGGCCGCUGGGCCUGCUUGUGUGGCGUCUGGCGGUGCUGGGCCUGGAGGUACUCUGGGUGCUUCGUCUCGGCGGGAGCCACUCUCUUCACAGGAGCUGCGCGAGUGGUUUGCCCGGCGCUGGAGGCGUUCUGCUGGUGCUGGUGCUUCUUCGGCUGCUGAGGGUGCUGGUGCCGCCGGUCCCGGAGGUUCUCGUGCUUGGAGUGCUGGAGCUGCUGGGCCUACGGGUACGACUGGAGCUCGAGCUACUGAGGGUGUUGGCGCUGAGGCUACUGCUGUCAAGCCUGGCGGCGGUCCUGCUGCGGGUGCUGCUGGUGCUGCUGGAGGUACUGCAGCUGGAGGUACUGUUGGCGCUGGUGCUGCCGCUGGGGGUGCUGGUGCUGUCCCUGCUGUGUCUGGAGUCACCGCGCGGCCUCGGCCGUACUUCGUUCCGCUCCUUCAGCAGCUACAGUUACUGCCGGCCUCCCCACUGCCUGCUCCGUCUCCCUACACUGGUCCUACAGGAGGUCUUGCUGAGCGUCGUGAGCCUGCGUCUCGCCCUGCGUCGCCUGUCCGUGCUGCUCGCACUAGUGGUCGCGGUUCGCGUCAGCGUCCUCCUCCUGUCCCUAGCACGCACCGGAUGUCUCUGCGUUCGUCCACUGCUCCUCUGCGUGCCCCUUUGCCUUCUCCUCCUGAGUCUUCUCUUCCUGCUCUUGCCGACCCGGAGUCGGACUCUCUUCGUGCUGCGAGUCCUACUGUCACGCGUCUCCUUGCUACUGUCGUCACUGGCCCUUCUUUUGAGUCCACUGCUGCGUCUUCCCUAGUUGCUGAGCUCGUCGACUUUGCUGCUCACUGUCGUCUAGACUACGCUGCUAGUCUUGUCGCUGAGUCUGAGUCUGUCUGUCCUCCGUCCGUCGGGGGUGAGUGUGCCCUUGGCACGGACGUCCUUGAGGACAGGCAGGAGGAGUUCCAGUGUCUGGCUGCUGCUUCACCUCAUCUUGUGUCCGUACUGCUUACCCCUGAGGGAGACCCGGAUGCACUUGACAUCCCGACUCCACGCUCUUACGCGGAGGCCGUAGAGGGUCCCUACUCUUCUCAGUGGCAGGCAGCUAUGGAUGCAGAGAUGGCUUCCUGGAAGUCCACAGGCACCUACGUUGACGCGGUUCCCCCACCUGGGGCGAACAUCGUCAGUGGCAUGUGGAUCUUCAGGGUGAAGCGGCCGCCAGGUUCUCCACCUGUCUUCAAGGCGCGGUAUGUGGCUCGUAGCUUCAGUCAGCGGCAGGGAGUUGACUACUUUCAGACCUUCUCUCCCACCCCGAAGAUGACCACUCUUCGGGUGCUGCUGCACAUAGCCGCUCAGCGCGACUACGAGCUUCACUCUCUUGACUUCAGCACUGCUUUCUUGCAGGGUAGCCUGCACGAGGAGAUCUGGCUGCGCCGCCCACCUGGCUUCACUGGGAAUUUUCCUCCUGGCACCCAGAGGAGCCUCCGACGGCCAGUCUACGGUCUCCGCCAGGCACCGCGUGAGUGGCACGACACACUGAGGACUACGCUUGCGGCUCUUGGGUUUGCUCCCUCUACUGCCGACCCGUCGCUGUUUCUGCGCACCGACACCUCUUUGCCGCCGUUCUACAUCCUCGUGUACGUCGACGACUUGGUCUUUGCCACUGCUGACACAGCUGGACUCGCCCACGUGAAGUCCGAGCUGCAGAAGAGACACACGUGCACAGACCUAGCUCUGCCUUCGGAUGAGUCCGUAGAGUCGAGUGGGCCGUACCCAGAGCUUGUUGGCUGCCUCAUGUACCUGAUGACCUGCACACGACCUGACCUUGCAUACCCUCUUAGCAUUCUUGCACGCUAUGUUGCUCCUGGGAGACACAGACCGGAGCACAUGGCUGCAGCGAAGAGGGUGUUGCGCUACUUGUGCAGUACGUCAGGCAUGGGGCUAGUGCUUGGAGGGCAGAGUCCAGUGGUCCUCACUGGGCACGCAGACGCUUCUUGGGCUGACGACCAGGCUACACAGCGGUCGUCACAGGGUUACACCUUCAGCCUUGGUUCCGGCUCUGUUUCGUGGAGGGCUACUCGCUCGUCUUCCGUUCUCGGCUCCAGUUGUGAGGCUGAGAUCUACGCAGGAGCCAUGGCUGCUCAGGAGCUUCGCUGGCUCACCUACCUACUGACUGACCUCGGAGAGCCGCCUCGUUCUCCUCCAGUGCUGUACGUAGACAACAAGGCCAUGCUGGCCUUGUGUCGGGAGCAGCGCCUGGAGCACAGAACGAAGCACAUUGCUCUCCGCUACUUACUUGCUCGUGAGCUGCAGCAGCGUGGUCAGUUGCGACUUGCGUAUGUGGCCUCUGAGGCCAACACUGCUGAUAUCUUCACUAAGGCACUUGCGCCUUGUGAUCAUCAGCGCUUUUGUACUCAGCUUGGUCUUGUGCCUGCCUUGCCUCACUUGCUCACUUCUUGA
Molecule: messenger RNA, 5376 nt
Organism: Closterium sp. NIES-65
Lineage: Eukaryota; Viridiplantae; Streptophyta; Zygnematophyceae; Desmidiales; Closteriaceae
Source: the annotation of a GenBank genome assembly